Andrographis paniculata is the source of this 692-nucleotide messenger RNA. Its product is annotated as nucleoside diphosphate kinase 1-like. Lineage: Eukaryota; Viridiplantae; Streptophyta; Magnoliopsida; Lamiales; Acanthaceae. The coding region runs from base 118 to 564 and encodes 148 amino acids. Gene Ontology annotation, molecular function: nucleoside diphosphate kinase activity. The transcript is spliced from 4 exons. Gene Ontology annotation, biological process: CTP biosynthetic process; GTP biosynthetic process; UTP biosynthetic process. The record is from RefSeq and is a predicted model, not a curated record.
AGGGUUUUGUCCUUUAAGGCACCUCACCGCACCGCAUAUCCUUCCUCAUUUUUGGGUAUCGGUUCCCAGCUCAGCUCCUUCCUCUUCCUCUCCUCCAAACCUAACUCAUCUAGAGUAAUGGAGCAGUCUUUCAUUAUGAUCAAGCCCGAUGGCGUCCAGAGAAACUUGGUCGGUGAGAUUAUUAGCAGGUUUGAGAAGAAGGGCUUCACUCUGAAAGGUCUGAAGCUUAUUACCGUGGACCGCGCUUUUGCUGAGAAGCACUACGCCGAUUUGUCUGCAAAGCCAUUCUUCAACGGACUUGUCGAGUACAUCAUUUCAGGUCCUGUUGUCGCCAUGGUUUGGGAGGGCAAGAACGUGGUCGCUACCGGAAGGAAGAUCAUUGGGGCCACAAAUCCUGCUGAAUCUGCCCCGGGAACCAUCCGUGGCGAUUACGCAAUUGACAUCGGCAGGAAUGUGAUUCACGGCAGCGAUGCCGUGGAGAGUGCAAGAAAGGAGAUUGCUCUUUGGUUCCCCGAAGGACUUGCCGAAUGGAGGAGCAGCCUUCACUCAUGGAUCUACGAGUGAAAUUGAACUUGAAUUUAAUCUAUCUUAUGGCCGGUCGUCGGCUAUACCUAUACUUAUUUACCAGUGUUUCAAACACUAUGUCGAACCUAUUUUGAAUUUUAUAAGCUGGAUGAUGUGUCGAUUGCCUA